Eimeria mitis is the source of this 5328-nucleotide messenger RNA. RefSeq lists its product as uncharacterized. The record is from RefSeq and is a predicted model, not a curated record. NCBI's taxonomy places the organism in Eukaryota, Apicomplexa, Conoidasida, Eucoccidiorida, Eimeriidae. Gene Ontology annotation, cellular component: nucleolus; nucleoplasm.
AUGCAUGCGCUAAAGGUGCUGCUGAAGCACGAGAGCAACUGCAGCAGCAGCGACAGCAGCAGCAGCGACGGCAGCAGCAACGGCAGCAGCAGCAACGGCAGCAGCAGCAGCAGGGACAGCAGCAGCAACGACAGCAGCAGCAGCAGCAACAGCAGCAGCAGAGGAAGAUUAGUUGCUGCAGCACUGGAGGAUAUUGUAUGGCCUGCUGUGGAGCAGCAGCUGGCUGCUGCUGUAGCAGCAACAGCAGCAGCAGCAGCAGACCCUAUAGCAGCAGCAGCAGCAGCAGCAGCAGAACGUGUUGGUGCUGCUCUAACCCCAGCAGAAAACUAUCUCGUGGGGCUGCUGCAGGGGGUUGCUAGGCUGCUGCACCUAAACCCUAGCGCAUGCAGUGAGAGGAGGCCGUUGCUGCAGCAGCUGCUGCAGCAGCUGCUGCGGCAUACAUUUGCUGUUGCUGCUGUCGAAGGCUGCUACUCUUCUGCUGUUGCUUGCUGCGGCAGCAGCAGCAGCAGCAGCAGCAGCAGCACUGCAGCAGUACGCUUCCUUCAUAUCGCUGCACCCGAAGGGAUUGCUGCCUCCUCAAAUAUCCUGGUGUGGCGGCCAGCAGCAGCAUGCAUAGCAGCGCUAGCGUUUAUGCCGUCGACGGAGGGGCUGCAGCAGCUGCUGCUGUCUUUGCUGCUGCCUUGCAGCAGCAGCAGCAGCAGCAGCAGCAGCUGCAGCAGCAGCUGCAGCACGGACCCGCAGCAGCAGCUGCUGCAGCGGCUGCUGGCGCUGCAGUCUCCGUUGUAUGCAGCACCACUAAGCUCUUUGUUUAAUAGGUUUCCUGCUGCUGCUGCUGCUGCUUUGCUGCUGCCUCUUCUAUCAGAGGAGGGGCAUAUUAUGCUGCAGCAGCAGCAGCAGCAGCAGCAGCAGCAGCAGCAUACACUGCAGUACUGCAGCGUGAGAGAGGCAUUCCUUGAGGUGCUGCUGCAGCACUUACAAAUUACCUCCGCUCGGCCUUUACGGCUGGCUGUGCUGCGUAUGCUGCCCGAGAUGAAGCUGGCGCUGCGGUAUGAAUUAGAUAGCUGGACGAGCGGCAGCAGCAGCAGCAGCAGCAGCAGCAGCAGCAGCAGCAGCAGCGAGAGUUUGCGUUUUGCUGCUGUAGCAGCAACAAAAGUAUGCUACGCGCUGCAGCAAGCUCACCCGGAUUUAAUAUUUAUAGAUUUUUUGAUGUGUUCAAGCCUGCAGCAGCAGCAGCAGCAGCAGCAGCAGCGGCUGCAGCAGCAGCAGCAGCAGCUGCAGCAGCUGCAUCAACCCCUUGUUGAGUUGUUUUGUGAAUAUCUCGAUGCUGUUUCUGACGGUGUCUCAUCUGUUUCUCAGCAGGCUGUGUCUGCAGCACGAGCAGCAGCAGCAGCAGCAGCAGCAGCAGCAGCAAGUGGUGCAUCUGGUUCAGAGAGAACAGCAGCAGCAGCAGCAGCAGCACUUGCUGCAGCAGAAGAUCACCAGCUGCAAGAAACAGAUAGAGAAGAGCUGCUGCUGCAGGCGAAGCAGCUAACUGCUUUCCUUCAUUUUGGGGUGUCUAGGCAGCUCAGGGGAAAGACAGAUGCAUAUCUGCUGGGGUGGCUGCAGCGGCAGCAGCAGCGGGCGGUGCAGCAGCAGCCGCAGCAAGACCAAGACAACGACCAGCAGCAGCAGCAGCAGCAGCAGCAGCAGCAGCAGCAGCAGGAGGGGGAGGGGGAGAAAGAGCAGCAGACAGAUGAAGAGGUUGCGAUGACACCGGAAGCUUUUGUUGAGCUGAUGCAGCAGCAGCAGCAGCAGAUGCAGCAGCAAACCCUUGCUGUUAUUCGUUCUCUCGUUCGCUGCUGCAGCAUAGGCAGCACAGUUUAUAGAUUCUCAUUCAUACCGUUGCUGCUGCAGCAGCAGAUACUGCCGCAGCUGCUGCUGCGACAGAAGCAGCGGCUGCUGAUGACCUCCUUUGCCGAGCUGGAGGUUGCUGCAGUAUCAGCAGCAGCAACAGCAGCAGCAUCAUCAUCAACACCUGCUGCUGCACCCGUCAAGGCGCUGCAGCUCUCCAUGGUCAUCGAGCUGCUGGUGCAGCCGGUGCUGCGUUGCUGCUGCAGCAGCAGCAGCAGCAGCAGCAAACCCUUCUGCUGCACCCGUCAAGGCGCUGCAGCUCUCCAUGUCUCAGAGCAACAGCAGGAGCAGCAGCAGCAGCAGCAGCAGCAGAAGCAGCAGCAGCAGCAGCAGCAGCAGCAGCAGCAACGACAGCAGCAACGCAGAGCAGCAAUGUCAAGGCGACAGCAUAGCAGUGCAGCACAUGGCUUGCUGUACGACACCAAAGCAAGGCAGCAGCUCGUUGCUUUUGCCUGGCGCACAGCGUGUCAAGGCGACAGCAUAGCAGUGCAGCACAUGGCUGUGCUGCUGCUGGCUGAGGUGUCUAGACACCUGGAGCUGCAGCAGCAGCGGCUGCCGCUGCUGCUGCUGCAGCAAGCUCUCUCGUGUCAGGCAUCCCCGCGGCCGCAGCUGCUGCGGCGUGCUGCUGGUUUGCUGCUGCAGCAGCUAAUCUCUCUCCCUUCAAUGCUGCUGCCGCUGCAGCUUGAUCCCGGCAGCAACAACAACAGCAGCAGCAGCAGCAGCAACAGCAGCAUGAGCAGCAUGAGCAGCAGCAGCAGCAGCAGCAACGUACGUAUGGCCCCCGCUUGGCUGCGUUUGCUGCUGCGAGCUUCUGGAGAUAUCCCGCUGCUGCAGUUUCUGCGGCUGGCGCAGCAGCACGAGCAGCUUUUGUUUUUUUAUCGUCGAUCUGUGUCUGCGUUGCUGCUGGGUGCAGCACAGCAGCUGCUGCAUGUCAGCAGCAGCAGCAGCAGCAGCAGCAGCAGCAACGCAGCAGCAGCAAAAACUGAUGGAAAAAAACACGUACUCGAAAUCCUAGAUAUUUUCAUCACCUGGGAGAGAAGGGCUGUGCUGCUGCAGCUGCUGAGCAGCAGCAAACGCAGCAGCAGCAGCAACAUAGCUGCUGCAGUAGAAGCAGCAGAGAAGCGCCGCAGGCUUGAAGGUGGCCAGCAGCAGCAGCAGCAGCAACAGCAGCAGCAGCAGCAGCAGCAACAGCAAGACGAUAUCCUUGUAGACCUUCCUGCUGCAUUAGCUCUGUGCAGAGAGCAGCUGGAGAACCAGCAGCAGCAGCAGCAGCAGCAGCAGCAACAGCAGCAGCAGCAGCCGCAGCAGCAGCAGCAGCAACAGCAGCAGCAGCAGAGGGAGCUGCGGCUGCUGCAGCAUAUGAGUCAGUUAGUAUACGACAGCAGCGCAGCAAUAGCGCAGCAGCUACACAUAGACAUGCAGCAGCAGCUGCAGCAGCAAGACUGGUGCAGCAGCAGCACGGAAUGUAAUCUCGUUAUGCUGCUGCUGCUGCGCUGCUUAGCAACAAACCCUAAAGACCCAGCAGCAGCAGGUGCUGCUGCUGCUGGUGCUGUUGCUGCUCUGCCGAAGCUCGCGCUGCUGCUGCAGCUACACCCCCAAACACCGCUGCCGCUGCAGCUCGUUUCAAGGCUCUGUCAGCAGGCAAGUUACGAGGGUUUAGGGUUUAGGGCGUACACGGAGCCCGCAUCAGCAGCAGUUGCAGCAGCAGGGCAGCAGCAGCUGCCUUUGGUUGAGCUGCAUGCUGCUCAGGAGCAGCAGCAGCAGCCGCAGCAGCAGCAGCAGCUGCUGGUGGCUCUGGCAGCAGCACAUGUUGCUGUUGAGAAUAGGGGUCACCUAGCAGCAAAGCUGGUGCUGCUGCACCGUCCCUCAGCAGCCUAUCUUGCUGCUGCUGCUGCUGGAUCCAAGGCCUUUGCUGCUUGGCGCAGCAGCAGCAGCAGCAGCAGCAACAGCAGCAGCAGCAGCAGCAGCAGCAGCAGCAGCAGCAACUGGUGGAGCUUGCCCCCUGCGCAGCACCUAAACCCUGAAGACCUUCUCUAUGAGCGAAUCGUUGCAGCCAUCGCAACGGGGUUGCGGUCUCUCUCGAACCCUAAAGAGCGUUUGCUGCUGCCAGGGGAGGGCUGUGAAAUUAUAAGUGUUCCGCGUUCCGGUGAGAAUGGCAGCAGCGGUGGCUCUGUUGCGGGGGCUGAGCAGCAGCAGCAGCAGCAGCAGCAGCAGCAGCAGGAUGAGGUGUAUGUACACCUGCGGCUGCUGUUCCCGCUGCUGCACGAAGCUGCAGCAGACAUCGCCAGAGGGGUAGCAGCAACAAUCUCACACAGACGGCCCUCAGUAUCUGACGCUCAGCUCCGUGCAGGAGACAGCGCUACAGCAGCAGGAGACGCAUCUGCAACAGCAGCAGCAGCAGCUGCUGCUGCUGCUCCUCUGAAUGCAGCAGCAGAAAAAGCUGCGCUGCUGCAGUCGCUGCACCGAGCCUUUGCUGCUUGCUGCUCCCCGCUGCACCCCCUGGCGUUGGGGUGUCUAGACACUGCAGCACGUCUGGCUCUGGGUCCUUUCUUUGCUCAGCCGCAGCAGCAGCAGCAGCAGCAGCAGCAGCAGCAGCAGCAGCAGCAGCAGCAGCAGCAGCAGCAGCAGCAGCAGCGGUGUCGUUGCUGUAAGAGACGUGCUGCUGCUGCUGCUGCUGUUGCUAGACUUGCUGCUGUACCUGGGGCCAGCUGGAACGCAUGCAGAGGCAGCAGCUACGCAGCACAGCAGCAGCAGCACCAACGAGACCUGCUGCAGCUAGAGGAGCUGCAGCUGCUGCGGCUCGAAAUAAAUAGAAGGAGAAACAGAAACAGCAGCAGCAGCAGCAGCAGCAGCAGCAGCAGCAGCAGCAGCAGUGAAUUAGAAGCGCUUGAACAGGAAGCAGAAGCUGCUGCUCGUGCUGCUGCUGCAGCACGAGAGCAUGCAGAGGCGGAGCAGCAGGUGCGCAGCAAGCGGCGUCUCAGCAGCAGCAGCAGCAGCAGCAACAGAUACAGCGACAUAGAUCCAGCAGCAGCAGCAGCAGCAGCAGCAGCAGAAGAUAUAUCUAUAGACAACGAAGAAACUCGUGCUGCUGCUGAGCAGGAUUUAUACUGUAUCCCUUUUGCUGCAGCAGCAGACCCACCAACAGAAGAGCAGCAGCAGCAGCAGCUGCAGCAGCUACACAACUGGGAAGAAACUCUAUGGGGUGCGUUUGCUGCUGCAGCACCACCGCAGCAGCAGCAGCUCAAGAAGCAGCAGCUGCGGCGCCUACCUACUUUAUAUAAAAGUCUAAGAGACAUGGGGGUGUAUGAAACAGAGAAUGAAAGCUGCUGCUGCAGCAGCAGCAGCAGCAGCAGCAGCAGCAGCAGCAUUGUUUACUGUGGAGGAGCUGCAGCUGCUGCUGGGGGCCCUCUCCCCCCUCGCGAUGCACCGCAGCUCUGA